Molecule: messenger RNA, 522 nt
Organism: Arabis nemorensis
Lineage: Eukaryota; Viridiplantae; Streptophyta; Magnoliopsida; Brassicales; Brassicaceae
Source: the annotation of a GenBank genome assembly
AUGGGUCCAUCCUCUUACAGGGCGCUAUGGAGACAGCUUCGCUCACUUAAUAUGCCGGUUUCACUGGAGUUCGACUUGGUUGGACCGUCAUCCCGAAGCAGCUACUCUAUUUCCCUGUUGCGAAAGACUUCAGUCAAAUUAUUUGCACUUGCUUCAAUGGUCCCUCUCAGGCUAGUGCUCUUGCUUGCCUUUCUCCAGAAGGACUUAAGGUUAGCUUUGCUAAAGCGAGAUCUUGAAACUUUUAACCCAAUCCCACAAGUGAUUGGAUUCUACAAAGAAAACACAAACAUAAUCAUCGACACAUUCACUUCUCUUGGAUACGAUGUAUAUGGAGGAAAGAAUGCGCCUUACGUUUGGGUUCGCUUCCCGAACCAAAGCUCAUGGGAUGUGUUUGCUGAGAUUCUUGAGAAGACUCAUGUGGUUACAACUCCAGGGAGUGGGUUUGGACCAGGAGGUGAAGGGUUUGUUCGUGUUAGCGCCUUUGGUCAUAGAGAGAACAUCUUAGAGGCAUGUCGGAAAUGA